Messenger RNA from Gadus morhua (Atlantic cod), 3273 nucleotides. It is a transcript of the gene wdfy2, whose product is annotated as WD repeat and FYVE domain containing 2. Gene Ontology annotation, molecular function: protein binding; metal ion binding. Lineage: Eukaryota; Metazoa; Chordata; Actinopteri; Gadiformes; Gadidae. The record is from RefSeq and is a predicted model, not a curated record. Gene Ontology annotation, biological process: positive regulation of fat cell differentiation; positive regulation of protein phosphorylation. The coding region runs from base 206 to 1405 and encodes 399 amino acids. Gene Ontology annotation, cellular component: early endosome. The transcript has 12 exons.
AGAGUUCAGGGAGAAGCUUGUCAACGAAUUGCAGUCAGUCAGCUGACAGGCAGCAUCUCCGCUCGUCCGUCAAAACAUUAGACCCUGCAUGGCUGCAAGUGCCCUGCUGGAUAGCAUACAAUAAACGACAAGUGUUCGACAUGCUCAUGGAAUAAGGUGUUAUGUUACAGAGACCAAAAGAGGGAAGGAGGCUCCUGCAUCCCUUAUGGCGGCCGAACAGCCCAAACCGCAGACUCGGAAGCCAGUUCUGUUGAGCAAAAUCGAAGCGUUUCAAGAUAUUGUGACUACAGCGGUAAUCAUUCCUAAAGAGGACGGCGUGAUCAGCGUCUCUGAAGACAGGACAAUUCGAGUAUGGCUCAAGAGAGACAGUGGUCAGUACUGGCCCAGUGUCUACCAAACCAUGUCAAACUCCUGCACCUGCAUGUCCUUUAACCCUGAGACCAGGUGGCUGUCUGUGGGCAUGGACACUGGAGGCAUCUCUGAGUUUAUCCUGGCCGAAGACUACAACAAGAUGACCCCUGCCCGCACUUACCAGGCCCACCAGGGCAGGGUGUUGGUGGUGCUGUUCGUCCUGGAGAUGGAGUGGGUGCUGAGCACGGGCCAGGACAAGAACUUCACCUGGCACUGCUCUGAGAGCGGCCAACAACUGGGUACCUACCGCACGGCCGCCUGCGUCUCAGGCCUGCAGUUUGACGUGGAGACUAGACAUGCGUUUGUGGGCGAUCAGUCCGGCCAGGUGACCAUCCUGAAGGUGGAGCAGGACAGCUGCAGUAUGGUCACCACCUUCAAGGGGCACACGGGUAAUGUGACGGCCCUGUGUUGGGACCCGGGUCAGAGGGUGCUGUUUUCCGGAAGCUCGGACAACUCCAUCAUCAUGUGGGACAUCGGAGGACGCAAAGGCACCGCCAUCGAGCUACAGGGCCACAAUGACAAGGUGCAGGGCCUGUGUUUUGCAUCCCACACACGCCAGCUCAUCUCCUGCAGCUCGGACGGAAGCAUUGUUAUCUGGAACAUGGACGUGACGCGACAAGAGACUCCAGAGUGGCUGGACAGUGAUUCCUGUCAGAAGUGCGAGCAGCCGUUCUUCUGGAACUUCAAACAGAUGUGGGACAGUAAGAAGAUUGGCCUGCGACAGCACCACUGUCGGAAAUGUGGGCAGGCUGUGUGCGGGAAGUGCUCCUCCAAGCGCUCCACCAUCCCCCUCAUGGGUUUUGAGUUUGAGGUGCGAGUGUGUGACAGCUGCCACGAGUCCAUCACGGAAGAGGACCGAGCGCCUACAGCAAGCUUUCACGACAGCAAGCACAGCAUCGUGCACAUACACUACGAAGCCACCACCGGGAACCUGCUCACCUCCGGGACGGACAAGGUCAUCAAGCUGUGGGACAUGACUCCCGUGGUGUCCUGACUUCCGUCCCGUCCGGGGACGGCGAGAGGACGCCUGGUUCAGAUACGGACCCAUGGCGGACCAGGUAGCCCUUGGCUACACGGGGGUUGAGUGGGAGUCAGGAUAGUGCUGCUGUAUCAAUGGGUUGACACACACACACACACACACACACACACACACACACACACACACACACACACACACACACACACACACACUCACACACCUGAACACACACCUGAACACACACCUGAACACACAGGAAGAAAAUCCAACACUGACCAAAACAGUACAUGAGGGUCGGUCAACUAUGGGUCACGUCCCACCCCUAUCUGAGCAAAGAGAGAAGGGAGGGAUGAAAGCACCUGUUGUGUGUGUGUUAGUUUGUGUGUGUGUGUCCAUGUGGACUUCGGACUUCCUUGGUGGGGACUUCCACACACUUUAAGUUAACGGCAUUCCUGGUUGAACUGUGAAUUUGAAAUCUAGCCUCUACUAGUAUGUGAUUUGUUUUCUGUCAUCAACAGGUAACGGGUUGUAGAGUAAGUCCCAGUAGGAAUGGAAUCAUCACGCAUAGAGGUUAUUUGUGUGUUUUUUGUUGUAUAUUGAAGCACAAAGGUAACAGCCAGGGAAUACAAUCCAUCAUUGAGCUGAAUUCGCAAAUGGAGCAUAAUAUAUAAUGAUAGGUAACACUUCAGAUGGAUGAAACUUUGCUGAGAAAGAGCAAAGGCAAAAACUACAGCCUAAAUGUUCUGUAACUAUAUCGUCAGGAUCGAAAGGACUGAGAGAGCAAUGUGGACAUUUUGAAAUGAGCAUUCCAGUGACGUGGAUUUAGGCUUUAUCUCAAAAACUUUGUCCAUGGUCAAAAUGAGCCACGUUGUGCUUUGAAUUCAGUACGGUUACAGUGAGAGAGAAUAAGUACAGAUCAAUGGUGGCUUUGUGUCGUUGAACGACACGUUAGCUGAACUAGCCUAUCAAAUGGAAGGCAUUUCGGGAUGUGGGCUUUUUUGCUCCAGCUGGUUUACAUGGGCUGUGUGGGGGGGGGGGGGGGGGGCAGGGAGAAGGGCCAUGGUGGACAAGGUUCAGUAAGUGAGAAGCUCGGUCAGUUGGUGUCAUUUAUUUCGUACUUGUAUGCAUUUUGAAGUAUAGCCAAUCCGGGUGUUUCACUCUGAUCGCUGUGGGGACGUUUCACCUCCUGAACCUGGAGAGCUUUAACUUUUGAUGAGUGACCAAAUGACAUGAAGUCUUGUAGAGCAACAAAACAUGAUCUUUCCAUCCAACGAUCAUUGGAUUUAGGCUCAAAUGAGAAGAUUAUGUCAUGGAAAUGAACCAAAUGUUUCUUGGGAGCCUUGCUUAUUUAGGGGCUGGACUUGGGGACAGAGAGCGCAGUGGUUGUUUUGUGGUAAAAUGUUUUGUUUGGUCAAAUCUCAUGCAGAGAUAUUUGCAUAUCAUUGCAUAUCGCUUAUUGUCUCUUUUUUCAUCGUAUUCAUACAUCACCUUUCAUACAAAUGUAAUUAACAUGUUUGUGUUCCGUGAUUACCUGUUUGGCUGUGGAGGUUGUAAUAUAUAUAUCGUAAGUUCAUGCACUGAAUCAAGGAUUGAAAAUGUGUAAUUUGUGACGCAUUGCUGCUAUGUGUAACUCUCUAAUGUCCAUCUUUAUCAAAUUUAUACUUGAAACGGCCGAUGGCCCUUCGUGAGCUUGACCACCCUGCUCAAGGUGUAAUGAAGCAAGUGGAACACCUUACAAGAGCUCACAAAAAUGCAUUAAUGUCUCAAAUCAUAGUACAACUAUGUAUUUAAAUGUACUAUUCAUUCAACAAGGCAUUUUGUUUCAUAGAGUCAUGGUUCACAACACUCUUCCUGAAUAAAUCUUUGCCUUGAUGUAUGCACUA